This is a messenger RNA of Chaetomium strumarium, 357 nucleotides long. RefSeq lists its product as uncharacterized. NCBI's taxonomy places the organism in Eukaryota, Fungi, Ascomycota, Sordariomycetes, Sordariales, Chaetomiaceae. The transcript has 2 exons. Bases 1 to 357 code for a protein of 118 amino acids. The record is from RefSeq and is a predicted model, not a curated record.
AUGUCUUCCACCGAGAGCUUAACCCCUGACGUCCUAUCUAACCUCCCUCCUAUCCCCGAAGACGAAUUCUGCGUCUUCGGCUGCGUCUACGCCCACCCCGCCCACGCUAACGCCCUAGAACAAGUCUAUGCCCUAACCACCCAUCUGGCUGCCUCAGAGCCGGGGAUUCUGCACUAUUGCGUCGCCAGAGACGAGGAGGAUAGAAAUAUGUUUCAUUUCUUUGAGAGGUACGCGGGACGGAAGGCGUUUGAGGAGCACAACAAGCAGCCGGUGAUUGUGAAGUUGUUGAAUGAGGAUGGGUACAUUAAGAGUGUGGAGGCAAAGUUUGUGAAGGCUAUCAAGGGGAAAGGGAAUUAG